AUGUCAUUUGGUCGUGGUGUUAAUGCAUUUCAAAAAUAUUCCAAUGAUGUUGGAUUAGGACAUAAUGGCGUUAUUGUAUCUUUGAAUUAUUUUGAUGGUAUUCCAGAUCAAUCCUUAAUUAGGUCUCUAGAAUGUAAUGAAUUGAUAUUAAUUUUUAAAUAUCUAUUGAAAAGAGAUGAAAAAACUAAAGAAAAAGCAUUAAACGAUUUACUCAGUCAUUUGAAUAGUGUAGAAGAGGAUAACUCUACAGAACUCAGACUAUACUUUGAAAAUGAUAUAUUUACUUUAUGUUGGUCACAAGUAUAUGCGAAAAUGACCGUUAGUGAAUCAAAAAACAUAAGAACGGUAUCUCAUAUAAUAUCGAUUAGAUUAAUUACUAUAUUGAAAAAGAAAAUCUCUAAAUUUUUACCUGAUUUAAUACCAUUUGUGUUAUUAGGUUGCUCUGAUAAUGAUUCUAGUGUAAGUCAAUCCUGUAGCAAAGAGUUGAAAAAAUGUUUCAAUGAUGAUUCCAAAAAGAUUGUUGCAUUAUGGACUAUGUUCCAAGAACAAAUUUUAACUUUGAUCAAGAAUAUUGUUGUCAUAGAAGAUGCUGCUUCACUAUCUGAUAAAUCAUAUAUCGAUAAAGACUUAUCUGAAUUGAGACAUACAAGGUUGCUGACAAGCGCUAUGAAUUUGCUUAAUACAUUUGUUGAGCUAAAUGAAGUAAAAUAUGAAAAACAUCAGAUCGAACAAGAAUUAUUUAGUGAUAUUAUCUCUGAAGAAAGUUUAUGGAAAAAGGUAAGUUUUAAGUCAACAAAUAACUUGAAGUUAUGUGAAGUAUUACUAAUCUUUCUUCAAAAACUUUACAAAUCUGAAAUUUUAUUCAAAAGCUCAUCAAAUUUAAAGUUAAUUGUUAGAAUAUUACUUAAGGCACUCUCCCAAAUCUCUUCACGAAAUAUAAGAAAUUUACAAACCUCAAUAGGUCCAUUGUUAAAUGACUUAACACUAUUGGAUACCUAUAAAGAGGGUAAAAUAUGGUCAUAUGAUAAAGCAGAAAACACUAGAGAAAAACUUUGCACUUUCUUGACUGUCAUAUCAGAGAACCCAUUUCCUGGUAAUUUUACUGAUAUGUAUAUGUUUUAUGAACAAACUUCGAAGCAUGCAUUAUUAAAUAAUGAUAAUGAAUGGUUAGUUAUAUGGCAAAAAGGUUUAAAAAGUUUAGUAGUGCUGGGGGCUCGUGGCAGAUACAGUGUACAAUUAUAUCAUGAGUUUUGGAUAAAUUAUAUCAAAUUUCUAAAUUCCGCAAAUUUAAAAGGAGCUGAGAAAUAUAAAGAGAAUGAUUUGUUCAAAACAUUAAGCACUUACAAAGAAUUAAAGAACCAGGACGAUUUGAAGAAGAAUCUGUCCUGUUUGCUAUCUCCAAGCUUAUUAGUAAAUAAAUUAAAAGAGUUACUCGAAAAAAAUCAAUCUAACGACGAAAAAACUAAUACUAUAUUUGAAGAAAACAUAUUGUGCUUAUUAAUGGUGUCUGAAAAUAACCAAUCCAUUUUAAAUGAUCUUCUGGAUUAUAUACAUGAUAUUAUUAUAUCAAAAAUAUCCAGUGCAUCUGCCAAUAUAAAAUCACUGGUUGAUAUAUUUUACUUUAUUGUAAGAUCUGAUAUACCAAAUAUUUCAAAAAACAUAUUUAAAGUUAUCAACGAAAUUGCUGCAUCAGUUGAUGAAUCAAAUUAUGAUUACUUGUCAAAUAUAGUGAUUGCAUUUUCAGAAAGUAACUACAUAAAGGCUGAAGAAGACAAUAUCGAUCCAAUUAUGAUAAUUGAAGACUUUUUUAUUGUUGCGAAUUCGAUCAAUAUCAAUCCUAUAAAGAUUUACCAAACUUUAAAUGGAUUAAAUAAAUUAGUUUUAAGAGAACUAGCAGAAAAAAGUGACUUUAUUUUAAGUACACUUAUUAGCGAUUACAUUUCAUUAUAUGAUUUUGAUGAUUCAAUUCCUUUGUUGUUCAAUCUAAUAACUAUAAACAAUAUCGUUUUGUUAUAUGAAAAUUCAAAAAGGAAAAAUAAAAUUCCUGAGUUUAUUGCUUUGCUAGAUCAAUUGGAUAAAACGGUAAUUGAUGGUUUAUUACAAUCUAAUACUUUCUUAUCGGAAACAUAUUUGAAACUUCCUAGUGAUUUAUCGAAUGCUAUUUUUGAUCUUUCUAUAAAUAGCGCAUCUGAAAAUUGUAUUGCAUGUUCAUUAGCUCAGUCAAUAAAAAAUGCUGCAAUUGAGAAUGUUUAUGCCAAAACCUCUGACGUUAUUUCGAAUGCAGUUAGUUUAAUACAAGCUAAUAAUAUUGUAGCUGAAUAUUUCUUCAACUCCGAUAUUUCAAGUUUGCUUAAUAACUAUUUGGUGACAAUUGAUUCUAAACUUGUUACUAUCAGUAAUCUUGGAAUAAGCUCCCAUUUGUUAAAUAUUACUGACAAUAGUUUAGAUUUACAGAAAUUAAUUAAAUUGAUAAACUACAUCUCCUUUGUCGAUAAGUUAUUGACUAAGUUACCUGACUUCAAAGACAGUUAUCAAGUAUAUUUGGUUACGUUGGUAAGUGAAAUUGCAACAGAUUAUAAUUGCAUAACUUCGUUACCUAAUGAUGAAUUCUAUGCUUUCAACAAUACAAUAUAUAAUAGUGAUUUAUCAUCAAUUGAUUUUAUAUCAUGUAUUAACAAAUUACUAUUGGAUGAUAACACUUCGACCGAUGAUACCCCAUUAACUAUGUUUUACGCUGAUAAUGAUAACGAAAAUGACUUGAGUUUAUAUUAUAGAUCAAAAAUUUUAUACAGGAUAUUAGAGAACACUGUUGACACAAUAUCCACUUCUGCAUUAUCUACUAUCGUCCCAAUCAUUGAAACUUCGGUUACAAAAUUGGUAAGAAGUAAGACUACAGAUAAUAUCUCGAGGCAAUAUAUUAAGUGUUCAAUUAUUUUAAAAGCUCUUGAGAAAUUUCACUCAAACCAACUUUUCAACAAAUUGAGAACUAUGCUUCUGAGUGAAUUAAUAGGUGUUAAUGAGACUGAUAUACUUAAUAAAUCCUAUAGAAGCUUGAUAUUAUUGUGUGACUUGUUAAACUCCCCAGAUUUUGAAGAGUCGUAUGUGCCUGUACCUCUUCAAAGAUUAAAUAUGGCGUUCGGAUCCAUUAACAAGCUUCUGGAUUCCGAAAUUAUUUAUGAACAAUCCUUCAGUUCAGUUAGGUUAAUAUUAUUAAAUCUAUUUGAGCGCCUUAUUUGUGUCCCCUCCUUCAAAGAUGUAAAUUUUUCUGUUGCAUAUAGACUUCUCGCCGAUUCAUUAACAAUGUGUCAACUUGAUGAUACUUCAUUUUUAUUUGAGUUACGUUUCAGCUGUAUGUCAUUAUAUCAGAAAAUUGACAACCUUGAUAUCAACUUUUCCAAUAAUGAAUAUGGGCUUGAAAUUUCAGAUUCUAUUAUUGAAUUAUUUUUUAUAAAUUUCCCACAGGAAGAGAAUAAUCAAAUCUCUAAAGGAUUUUAUUAUAUGUUGAAUAAAGCUGUUUCAAAAUUUGAUGUUAAGUUAUUAUUGGAAUGUUUUGAUAGGUUCUUCGAAUUUUAUACGACCACUGGAACAUCAGGUAAUAUCAAUCAAGUUAGAUGUAUCGUUACAAUCCUGAGAAAAUUAAUUAUAGAGAAGCAAAAAAAUGCAAUCAUUGAAUUCGAAUUCGAAAAACAGAAAGCUAUAAAUGAAGAUGAAGAUGAAGAUGCUGAUGCUGAUGCUGAUGCUGAUGAUGAAGAAUUAGAAAUUAGAAAUAACUUAAUCAAAGAUAAGAUGGAAAUUAAUUUUGGUAUACCGGAUGCUUUAAUUAAAUUAUUAAACGACAAGAUGCCAGAAGAUUACUUAGAAUAUGAAAAUAGGUUAACUUAUGUGUCAUAUCUAUGGAACUGGGUAUUAGUAUUUUGUUACUUUAAGGAUACAUCAUAUAAUUUACGCCAAUUAUUCUUAGAUCAAUUAAGAAAGAAAAAUCUAAUUGAAAAGUUCUUCACAUUCAUCUCUGAGCAACUUGAUUUCCAUGAUAACGAGUUUAUCCAAAGCAUUGAAUCUAGUGAUGUAGUUUAUUAUAAUAUUGGAAAGGAUGGGUUUAUUCCUUAUGAGGGGGCUUUGACGCGUGAGUGUAAAACUUUACUAGUUCAUUUGUUAUAUGAAUUAUUUGUUCAUGUUGGAACAUAUACUAACGUUUGGUUCUUGAAUAUUAAAGAUAGAUCAAAACAAAGUGAUAUUGAUAAAAUGGUUUCUAAGCACAUCUCGCCAAUUUUAAUCUCGAAUGAAUUAAAUAAUGUUGAAAAUAACAUAUCGCAUUUAACUGCAAAAGAUGAUGUAUUGACAAUUAGAGUCAAUAAAAUUACAAAUGAAGUUAAAGCAAGUUACUUAAUUGAUGAACAGAAAUUAGAAAUUGCCCUUAAAUUACCAUCAAAUUACCCUUUGACAAACAUACAAGUUCAUGGUAUUUCUUGUGUUGGUGUCAGUGACCAGAAGUGGAAGCAAUGGAUCAUGUCGGCCCAACGUACUAUCACAAAUAUGAACGGUUCUAUGGUUGGUGCUUUGGAACUGUUCACUAGAAACGUUAAUUUACAAUUUUCAGGGUUCGAGGAAUGUGCAAUUUGUUAUUCUACCUUACAUGCGGUUGAUAGAAAAUUACCAACCAAAGUCUGCCCAACAUGUAACAACAAAUUCCAUGGAUCGUGUUUGUAUAAGUGGUUUAGAUCUUCCAAUAAUAACACAUGUCCAUUGUGUCGUUCCGAAAUUGCAUUGAGAAGAUGA
This is a messenger RNA of Tetrapisispora phaffii CBS 4417, 4776 nucleotides long. RefSeq names its product ubiquitin-protein ligase RKR1 (gene RKR1). The transcript has a single exon. Gene Ontology annotation, biological process: ribosome-associated ubiquitin-dependent protein catabolic process; rescue of stalled cytosolic ribosome. Lineage: Eukaryota; Fungi; Ascomycota; Saccharomycetes; Saccharomycetales; Saccharomycetaceae. Gene Ontology annotation, molecular function: ribosomal large subunit binding; zinc ion binding; ubiquitin protein ligase activity. The coding region runs from base 1 to 4776 and encodes 1591 amino acids. The record is from RefSeq and is a predicted model, not a curated record. Gene Ontology annotation, cellular component: cytosol; RQC complex.